GUGUGUGCGAUAACAUCAGAGCUAUAACGGUCGAGGUCGCGGUGUCGGAUUACUUUGAAGAACCAGACACUCAGGAAGCUCAACAACUGUUUGGAGAAAUUGUUACAACACUAAAGGUUCUACAGAAGCGUCCUGGACUUUCUGACGUCUUGCAGGUUAAAGUCGAAGGAUUCUGCUGAUCUCAACACACACAACAGAAAUACAGAAAUACUGAACCCAUCCCUGAUUCACCAUCUUCUAAACCUCGGACACUUCAGUCACUCAAAUUUAGAAAAUAUGAACUUGUUACUGACUUUUAAGGUGGAAGUCAACAUGUCAAGCAGAUGUAAAGUUAAAACAAAUACUCCAACGCAGUCGAGAUGGUCCUGAGUCAGGACUAAGCAAAACCUGGAUCCGUUCUUCACAGUCCCUUAUUCUGAGUAGUCUGAAUCCCUUAACUAAACCCUUUACACAAACUUUAUUUCAAUUCAGUGUGUCACAAACCCAUUUGUCUACCAAGUGUUUUUUGCACUGUAUAAAGUAAAUCCUUAAUUCUCUUUCAUUUCAAAACUAUAGAGGCACUGAAAGGGAAGAACAUGAUUUAUUACAUUAUUUUCAUCAGUGAAAAGGUUGUUUUUUUUCCUCUCGGAGCUUUUCUCUAAGUUAAAACAGGUGAAUUUGUUUUUUUCAAGAUUUUUAAUUAAAUUAAUUGAUAGUUUUAAUUUCUCCAUAGACUCUAAACAAAAGGUACAUAUUGUCUGUUAUCUAGUUUGUAACUGUCAUGUGUCCUUUGUAUAGAAAAUUAUUUUUAUUGGUGCUAAGAGAAAUUAAAACUCAUCUUGAAGCUUUCCUGUCAGGUCGUGGUCAUCCUGCUGUGGUCAAAAUUUGAUAUUACAACAACAAACGCUAAGUUUGUGCAGAUAAAAAAAUUAUUAAAACUUAAUAAUAUGCUCCUGGAAAAAAAUGUUUCACCUGUUUUCAAAGAUAAAACACUUCCGGACCAAACUCUUGAUCUUCCUAAGCACAAUUUUUAAAAAUCCUUUAUUCUACUGUAAAACUGUUCUUACUGUAUUUUUGAACUUCAAGAAAACCUUUAGUCUUAAUCCAGUUAACCCGUAAACUCCUUUUCUUCUUUAAGCUAAAUUGUCCCAAUCACAGCAUUACUGCCCUUUAAAAUAUUCUCUAUUAACAAACCUUUUUAUUUCUAUCUUUACAUUUACUUCUCUUCAAGCUUUAAGAUGAAGAUCCUGCCAACAAGAUUAGCACAAGUAUGUUAGAUAUCCUUAUAUUCUACCUUAAAAAGCCAUAAUUUGUGUUCUGAAGUCAUGGAAAACCUUUAUUCUUACCUUAUUCUUUAGCUUUACAUUAAAAAUAAGCACAAGCACAUGUAUGCAUAAAUAUAUUUGCACAAGAUACACUAACUCAUGCACCAAAGACACCAAUCAAUCAAUCAGUCAAUCAAUCAGAUGUUCUGGAGUUGUUGAUUGAAAAAAUCAAUUCAUUGUGUGUCUUUCAACAUCUUUAUAGAACUUAAAGGUGCUACAUUUGUCAUU
Molecule: messenger RNA, 1532 nt
Organism: Morone saxatilis (striped sea-bass)
Lineage: Eukaryota; Metazoa; Chordata; Actinopteri; Moronidae
Product: F-box only protein 41-like
Molecular function (GO): protein binding
Source: RefSeq, a predicted model, not a curated record